AUGCCUGGAAAGUAUACUGUCAAGCAGGCCCCGGCUGGGGCGAACGCGGGGCGGACCAGGGCGCGGGCCGGGGGUUCCCUCUCAGGCCCCACCCGAGGCACUCGGCCGGCAGUGGCGCUGGCAGAACUUUCCCGGAGCCGCUUCGUGCAGCUGCGCGGUCCCCGGGACGCCGAGCCAGAAGGAGGCCAAACCCCCACGCCGGAGAAGGGGCGGGCGCGGCGGGGCGCGGGGCGCAGGGCGCACAGCGCAGGGCGCAGACCGGAGGACAAGCGGGGGCGCCGGGGCUUGGCUCGGCGGGGAGGAGGGCGGCGGAGCAGCUCCAGCCGUGCCCAGCCCAGCCCGGCCCAGCCCGGCCCCGGAGCCGCUAGCGCGCGCCGCUGCCGCAGUACCCAGGUGCAGCGGGCGGGCGGCGGCCGAGGGGCGGGCUGGCCCCGGAGCUUCCAGCCCCGGUCACGGUCACGGUCGCGGGCGGGCUUGUGGAACGCCGAGCACCUGGGAAGGUGCCCGGGGGCGGGGGGAAGACUCGGGAAGAAACUUUCCAGCGGAUUCUCUUCCCCCCCGGGGAGCUGCUGCAGAGCACCCGGACCUGGCCGCGCUGGGGUCUGUGUGGCUGCGGCUGCGGCUGCUGCGCUCCGACAGGCAAGUGCCUUUAGCCAGGAGCCUCCGGGGCCACGGUUAAUAGAGGCUGUUGAUGGAAUUGAACUUGGAAGAAUCCCUGUGUUAGGAUACAUCUCAAGGUGCUUUCUCAAAACUUCAACCGAAGUGGUUUUUAAAGUGAGUGAACCAUAGUUCUCCAGACCUCCUUCACUCUCCUCUCAAUUUCCUGCCAAACCCUGGUGCAUUGAUUGCAAGAAAGCCU
Molecule: messenger RNA, 859 nt
Organism: Phascolarctos cinereus (koala)
Lineage: Eukaryota; Metazoa; Chordata; Mammalia; Diprotodontia; Phascolarctidae
Source: RefSeq, a predicted model, not a curated record